AUGAACCAGCGUCCGAAAUCCAUCGCCUCCUCCGUCAACUAUCUCCCUUUUGAUUGUGUGCUUCACAAGUUGAACACUGAAGAACGGCAGAAACAGCUAAAGGAGUACUCCAUUCAGAACCCUAGUGCUUACAUAAUCGAUUCUCCUGAUGCAAUCCAGCGGUUACACAACCGGAUUUCGAUCCUCGAAGUGGUUUCAAAAAUUGAGACAGUUGAGGUGAAAGACGGUGAGUCAACUUCCUUUGGGACACCAAAGCAGACAGUGAUAUACGAUUCGGAGAAGCUGAAAGACAUGGCGUGUUGGGGCGACGGAUUGAAGUUUUCGGUGACUGCAAAACCCUUGGUUACCGGACAGAAGUAUGAAAUCGCAUAA
Lactuca virosa is the source of this 372-nucleotide messenger RNA. Lineage: Eukaryota; Viridiplantae; Streptophyta; Magnoliopsida; Asterales; Asteraceae. The record is from the annotation of a GenBank genome assembly.